Molecule: messenger RNA, 1087 nt
Organism: Punica granatum (pomegranate)
Lineage: Eukaryota; Viridiplantae; Streptophyta; Magnoliopsida; Myrtales; Lythraceae
Source: RefSeq, a predicted model, not a curated record
GCCCAUACGAAAAAUUCAUUAAAAGCCGAAAGAAGCCCGACAGUGGUUCUCUGAUUCUCUCUCUCUCUCUCUCUCUGUCCAUGUGGAAAUGGCGGUUCUGACGAGAUCAAUUGCCCACACAUUCCAAUUCCCUCUCCCGGCAACCCCAGCAAGAUUCACAAACAUGGCCCCCCCUACUACUAACAUCCGCAGCAGAGCAUCCGCAGUCUCUUUCUCCGACAACACAGCAGCACCGGUGAGCAGUAGGAAGCUGCCCGUGUUGCUCUUCGACAUCAUGGACACAAUCGUGCGGGACCCCUUCUACGAGGAUAUCCCUGCUUUCUUUGGAAUGUCUCUCAAGGAGCUGAUAGGAUGCAAGCACCCGACUUCUUGGAUCGAGUUCGAGAAGGGAUUGAUCGAUGAGGUGGAGCUAGCUCAGAACUUUUUUAAAGAUGGGAGGCCUUUUGACUUGGAAGGCCUUAAAACAUGCAUGAGAAAUGGUUACUCCUACAUUGAUGGAGUUGAAGAACUCCUCCAUGAUCUAAGGGAAUCCCACUACAAGAUGCAUGCUUUUACAAACUAUCCAGUCUGGUAUCAAAUAAUUGAGGACAAGUUGCGAAUCUCGAAAUUCUUAUCUUGGACAUUUUGUUCCUGCAAACUUGGAAAAAGGAAGCCUGACCCUAAUUUCUACACAGAUGUUGUUAGACAUCUUGAAGUUGACCCAAGUGACUGCAUUUUCGUGGAUGACAGGUUGAAAAAUGUUGAGGCUGCUUUGGAAGUUGGUAUUGUAGGUCUACAAUUCAAGAGUGUGGAUCAGUUGCGAAAAGAUCUCUGUCUGUUGGGGAUCGAUAUUCCAAUGAAGGAUAAGCUUGUUGUGGAAGAAAGGGCACCUUAACUCCUGGUCUCAGUGUCUUGACAAACAAUAAGUACCAGAAUUCAAUUAUGGUUCAAUGUGAAAAUUGUAUAUGUUCAAUGUAGUUGGACUUGCUGCUCUGUUCACUGCAGGAUUAUACCCUACAUUGGUUCUGUUUCAUGAGCCAUGUUUGUUUAUUGAGCUCCUUCGGGGCCAUAUAUUGGCUUUCAUCUAUUCCUCUUGCUGCUUUUGAAA